Molecule: messenger RNA, 2250 nt
Organism: Theobroma cacao (cacao)
Lineage: Eukaryota; Viridiplantae; Streptophyta; Magnoliopsida; Malvales; Malvaceae
Product: O-fucosyltransferase family protein
Source: RefSeq, a predicted model, not a curated record
AGGCCAGAAAGUGAGAGAACGAAAGAAAAGAGAACGAGAAAGAGAGAGAGAGUUACUCAUGUGAUGUUGGGUGCUUGUUGAGUUGAGCUUCUUCUUUUUGGCUGUUGAUUAUAUUUAUUUUGUUUUGGUGUUGCUUGUUUGAGUGAUUUUCGUUAUCAAGGCCUAUCAAAGCCAAGAGAAAGGAAAGAAAAAGAGAAAAAACUGAGGAAAGUGGUCAUUUUGGAGAUCUGGGUUUCUCAGCUUUAAGGGAAAAAAUGAUGAGGUUUCAUUACCAGAGUCAUUGUUAUCAGCCUUUUAGAAGAGAAGUAAUUGCUGGGUUAUUUGUGUUGCUUUUCCCAGUUUUUUUGCCUUGUUUGUUUACUCCAUUCAGCCAUGCUUCCCCUUCUACAUUCUCGGAGUGGAAUGUUCCGAAACCUAGACAUUUACCUUUACUCAGGAGUGCCUUACAACGUGAAAAUUCCAAUGGAGAGCAGUCUGAUCUCUGGGCUCCUUUGGCUGACCAAGGGUGGAGACCGUGUCUUGAAUGUGUAAUUGCCCCUUCAUUGCCACAGAAAUCUGAAGGAUAUCUGCAGGUAUUUCUUGAUGGGGGACUGAACCAGCAAAGAAUGGGGAUAUGUGAUGCUGUUGCUGUUGCUAAAAUACUGAAUGCAACACUUGUGAUCCCGCAUCUUGAAGUAAAUCCUGUUUGGCAAGAUUCAAGCACAUUCAUGGAUAUAUUUGAUGUGGAUCACUUUAUUAAUGUAUUGAAGGAUGACAUUUCAAUUGUCAAAGAACUGCCUGAUGAAUUCUCCUGGAGCACAAGAGAGUAUUAUGCCACUGCUAUUCGAGCCACCAGAAUUAAAAGAGCACCUGUUCAUGCAUCUGCAAACUGGUAUCUUGAGAAUGUCUUGCCUGUACUAGAAAGUUAUGGGAUUGCUGCAAUUUCUCCAUUCUCUCACCGCUUGUCUUUUGACAACUUGCCAAGUGAGAUCCAGAAACUACGUUGUAAAGUCAACUUUAAAGCAUUAGUCUUUGUUCCGCACAUUAGAGCACUUGGAGAUGCCCUUGUCCAUCGCCUCAGGUAUCCUCCUGGUGAAAGUGAAGCACUUAGCACUAACUAUCUCAGGGAGACCACCGAUCAAAAUGACAAACGAAGGCCGCAGAAAUUUGUUGUGGUACACCUUCGGUUUGAUAAGGAUAUGGCUGCCCAUUCAGCCUGUGAUUUUGGUGGGGGCAAAGCUGAAAAAUUGGCUCUGGCCAAGUACCGACAAACAAUUUGGCAAGGAAGGGUUCUCAAUUCUCAGUUUACUGAUGAAGAGUUGAGAAGUCAGGGGCGUUGCCCAUUGACUCCUGAAGAAAUUGGACUGCUUCUAGCAGCUUUGGGUUUUGACAAUAGUACCCGUCUUUAUCUUGCCUCCCACAAGGUAUAUGGUGGGGAAGCUAGGAUUUCCACCCUUCGAGAGCUGUUCCCACUGAUGGAAGACAAAAAGAGCCUUGCCUCUUCAGAGGAGAGGGUCCAUAUAAAAGGAAAGGCUUCUUUGUUAGCUGCAGUUGAUUACUAUGUUGGUAUGCAUAGUGACAUCUUUGUCUCAGCUUCUCCUGGGAAUAUGCACAAUGCUUUGAUGGGACAUCGAACUUUUGAGAACCUGAAGACCAUAAAGCCUAAUAUGGCUCUCUUGGGCCAACUCUUCCUUAACAAAAGCAUUAGUUGGUCAGAAUUCCGGCAGGCAGUGGUGGAAGGGCAUCAAAACAGGCAGGGGCAACUCAAGUUAAGGAAACCAAAACAGUCCAUAUAUACAUACCCUGCACCUGAUUGCAUGUGCCAAGCUUAAGCCAUAAAAGAGGGCGUGCUGAAGGAAGUGAGAGUACCUUCUGUUUUUUAUUGAUUUUAAUACUGCAGCUAUUAUUUUUGGCUUGUACUAUUGGCAUCAUAAAUAAGCAGCGACCCCAUUUAUCCGCUAAGAUAAAAAGUGGUACAGCUAGCGUUGUUAGUUGGUAUUGUGUAGUGUAUGGACGGUGGUAAUUUAUAUCGAGAGUGGGGUUGUUAGCAUCAAGUUCAUUGUGGAUCCUAUGAGUAUGGACUGUGGAGUGGAGUAUGUGACGUAUAGUUGGCAGAUCUGGAAUGUAUUUGUUGCAUAUCUCUGCCUGUGAAGCUGUCUGUACAACCUUUCUCAUGUCAAUAUCAAACAUCUAGCCCUCGCUAAGAGAUUUGAGUUUUUCCUUGGCAGUUGGCAGGCACUAUAUCUAAUUCAAUAUACUCGUAUUUUUUAA